Messenger RNA from Abrus precatorius (Indian licorice), 471 nucleotides. RefSeq lists its product as uncharacterized. Lineage: Eukaryota; Viridiplantae; Streptophyta; Magnoliopsida; Fabales; Fabaceae. The coding region runs from base 1 to 471 and encodes 156 amino acids. The transcript has a single exon. The record is from RefSeq and is a predicted model, not a curated record.
AUGAAUGGUUAUAAGAUUGUUGGCACUUUACUAGUGACAAAUGAGAAAUUGAAGAAAAAUGAUGGAGCAACAAAAGCUGAUACAUCAUGCUACAGAAGUUUGAUUGGAAGCUUAUUAUAUCUCAUAGCCACACGACCAGACAUAAUGUAUGUUGUAAGUCUUCUUUCAAGAUUUAUGCAAAGUCUAAACCAAAUCCACUUUGGAACAACAAAAAGAAUCCUAAGAUAUUUACAAGGCACCAAAGAGUAUGGUAUAUGGUACCAAACCAUGGGCAACUCAAAGCUGCUUGGCUACAUCGACAGUGAUUGGGCAAGAUCGAUCGACAACAUGAAGAGCACAUCUAGUUAUGCAUUCUCACUAGGAUCAAGAACAAUCUCUUGGACUUUAAAGAAGCAAGCAACUGUUGCACAAUCAACAGCAAAAACAAAAUAUACGACAACUGCUAAGACUACAAGUCAAGCAAUAUGGUAA